AUUUGGACGUGUCAAAAACUUGCGUUUCGAAUAGACCCUUUUCCCUUUUUUUUCAUCGGGCGUCCGUUACUGUGCAUUCCAGAUCAUUACACGGUGUGUGCUGGUGCCUUCGGUUGUUGUGGCAUUAUUUAGAUCGGAUCCGAUUGGAUCAUCUUCGGUUUGUGCCGGCAAUGUUUCUGUGCAAAACGAAACCCACUGACAAGUGGCUGGACGCGCAGUGUGACGGUACGGCGGCAUUGCACACGCUGCCCUCAUGCAUGACGCUGUGCGAUCUGAAGAACGACAACUACUACCAGCUGGUGACGGUCGAUGUGCCACUCUUUGACUUUGACGUCAAGCCCAAGCUGAAGGUGUACAAGGGAACGAACCUGAUCAGCGAGCAGCAUCUGCCGGGGAUUCCGAGCGCGGUCGAGAGUCUGUACAUCAACGAUCAGGAACCAAGGAUACCCAUCAUUGCAGUUGCCGUAGAAUCGUCGGUGCUGUUCUAUCGUAACAUGAAGCCAUACUACAAGUACACCGUGCCGAGCAUGACGAUAGAACCGCUCGAGAUAGACGUGUGGAAGAAGCUGCCGGUAGAGCGAGGUGAUGCGCUGGAUGCACUGGUCGAUAGUUUGCGCUCGAUCGAACCUUCGCAGAUGACACUCCAAACACAGGAGUUGCUUAGCUUGUCCGAAAGUGAGCGUGGCGGCUACAUUCGGACGAAUGCGGAGCGCAAGCUGGAACGUUUGUCUAUCAUCACGUCCAUGGACACGAUCAAGAAAGCUUCAAAUGAUGUCAAAUCGGCGUCCUGCUUGAUCCUUGCGACCGAGUGCGGUGAGCUUCUUGUGCUCGAUACGCAAGCGUUCGUUGUCCUUGCACAGGCUAAGGUUGGUCCGUUCCGUGGGACUCCGAGCAUGAUUUCGGCAAGUGGUCAGUACGAUAUCGACUACCGCGUGGUAAUUGCGACACGGGAAGGUGCCCUAUAUUUGCUCCGUAAGGGAUGGCUUGCAGGGCAGCAUAUCGUGAAGCUGGAGAAUCCUGCCGCUGGCCUCUCUUUGCUACCGAUCGAUCAGACCAUCGUGGUCGUUUGUAUGAACCAAUCACUCGUCUGCUAUUCCAAAAAGGGCAAGAAACUGUGGACGGUGAAGUUACCCCAGCCAGCCGUAUGCAUGACACCCGUAUGUCUGCCCCAUCUCGGUAUCAACCUAGUUUGCGUGUGUCUGAAGGGUGGCUUAGUCCAGUUCUACAGCCAGAAAAAGUUGGUAGACCAAUUCUACGCUCCCGAGUCGGUAUCGGCCCUAACCUUUGGCAGACUCGGGCAGGAGGAGCACGUCCUCAUUCUGGUCACCAUCGAUGGUUCACUGAUCGUGAAGAUCCUCAAGCGAACGGCCGAGUUUGUGACAACGGACAACAUGUACGACAUCAAAACUACCGAGGAACCUCCGGGUAAUUUGCAGAUUCCGAAAAAGACGAAAAUCUUCGUCGAACAAACGCUCCGCGAGAAGGAACACGCGGCCACCAUACACAACUCGUUCCAGUCGGAGCUUUGGCGCAUGCGACUCACGACAGCGCGAGCCACAGUGGACGUCAUUAACUCGGCCGACAGUAACAUGUCCACCGUGGAUGUGGGUCUUGCUCCGAUUAAGCUGGCAGCGGAAGUACUCGGGCUGGGACCAACCUUUAAGCUGUUUCUGAUGCUGGAAAACAUCUCCACCCGCAAGGAAGCGACCGGUCUAAACGUGCUGAUACAGGCUGACCAUCGUCAUUAUCUUGUGGAGCGUCCGUUCUUGAAGCUGCCAAUGCUGGUGCCAGGAUUUCCGAUCCGUCUAGACUUUCGCGUGACGGUUACCGUCGACCCAGCGGAUGGAUUACCGCCGGUGGACUUGACACCGGAAAAUUCACACAUUAAGGUGCUGGUGUUUAAAAGCGGACAGACUAAACCGUUGAUCGCGUCGACCGUGGUAAUGCCUCAGCCAGAGCCUCAAAUUUUGAAUUCUUUCUAACGACGUGGAACCCCUAACAGUCCACCUAAACCGGGCUUACAGAUCGUUAUUUUCAAAUUGAGUGCAACUCUACCACGCAAGUAAUGGUGUGCAUGGUCAACGGUUUGCAUGCAAUCCCAUGAAGCGUUUUGCAUGAAGCGUUUCUUACAGACGCUUGGAUUUCAAAUAUAUUUACAUGAUGUUUAUGUACCAUUUUACAGAUAAUGACUUCUCCGAGUAUCAAUAGAGAAAAUAAGAAUUUCAACACAAUGCCGUGGAGAAUAUUCGAUUGAGAGGAGUCUUACAUCACUCAAGCAUGGUGGCCAAGG
Molecule: messenger RNA, 2290 nt
Organism: Anopheles stephensi (Asian malaria mosquito)
Lineage: Eukaryota; Metazoa; Arthropoda; Insecta; Diptera; Culicidae
Gene: BBS1
Product: Bardet-Biedl syndrome 1 protein homolog
Exons: 4
Coding region: 171-1982 (603 amino acids)
Biological process (GO): protein localization to cilium; non-motile cilium assembly
Cellular component (GO): centrosome; BBSome; axoneme
Molecular function (GO): patched binding; smoothened binding
Source: RefSeq, a predicted model, not a curated record